Messenger RNA from Melanotaenia boesemani (Boeseman's rainbowfish), 3697 nucleotides. RefSeq names its product TRPM8 channel-associated factor homolog. Lineage: Eukaryota; Metazoa; Chordata; Actinopteri; Atheriniformes; Melanotaeniidae. The transcript is spliced from 13 exons. The coding region runs from base 296 to 3052 and encodes 918 amino acids. The record is from RefSeq and is a predicted model, not a curated record.
GCUCGCCCAUCCUCCAGAGAAAUCUGGGAUCCAAAGGAGCUGACCAGUGUGCACGACAUUCCAGCCGCAGCUUUCAGCUCUGUUUAGAAACUAUUUUCGGACAAACGUGAAGGCAGACGAGGUGGUGUCAUUUUGUGAGUCACCUGCCGGGAGAACUGUCUGCAGUCAUAUACCACAACCAGUAAGACAACUUAAAAGUCCCUUUUAAUCUAUUUAAAUGACAAACUGCAUUGAUUGAUCUUUUUCUUUGGUGACCAUCCUGCUGUCCGCUUUCUUCAGCAUUACAUCUAUCAUCAUGUCUAACCAGCCAGUCCAAAACCAGCAUGAAGGAGCCUAUAUGUCAAUCAUGAAAGGCUUGAGAGAACUGAACCUCUGUGGCCCCUGUGUUCCCAGUGACCUGGUGCUGAUCGGAGACCAUGCCUUUCCUUUAGCAAUGAACAGUCGUGGGCAGGUCCUGAUGGCCGCCUCUCUGUACGGCUGUGGGAGAAUUGUUGUCCUGGGUCAUGAGGACUACCUGACUGCCUUCCCUGCUUUGGUAGAGAAUGCCCUGAGCUGGCUGAGAGGUGACGGAUCGGACAACCUCUCUGUAGGCUUGCACAAUAACGUCAAGGCAGUUGCUGAAAACCUCAGUAGAUCCAGCUUCCAGACCGAAGUGGUAUGGGCCUUUAGUAACAAACCUGAAGUUGGUGUUUAUGUGACAGAUGCCUACAGCGUGGGGGCUGACCCAAGGGACCUAGUGGCAUUUCUGAAAGCAGGGGGAGGCGUGCUGAUUGCGGGGCAGGCAUGGAGCUGGGCUGCAGAGCACCCGAAGGAGAACACGCUUCAUAAUUUUGAAGGGAACAAGGUGUCUGGUGUAGCUGGGAUCUACUUCUCUGAGAAUGUGGGUGAGGUGGAGAACCUCCCUGUCUACCCACAGAUCCCAUCCUCCUGGAUGGCUGCAGUAAUUGGUAAAGAUUUCGAGGACGACUUGGAGUUCUUGCUCCAGGGGAUUUCAGAAUUUAAUGUCCGCGAUGGGUUGCUAGCUUCUGAAGUUCUGGUUCACGGUCCACUAGCCUUCCCCAUCGGGACCACAGCUGAUGGGCGGGCGUUCCUGGCAGGAGCCUACUACGGUCAGGGCCGGGUCAUUGUGGUUACACAUGAAGGACUUCUGGGAAGUGAGGAAAUGGCCCCGUUUUGGAAAAAUUCCCUUCACUGGUUGGACGAAGGCCGCAGGGGGGUUGUUGGUGUUGUAUUUGAUCAUGCCCUCCAAGCUCUCAGCAUGUCAGGCCUGAAGUGUGAGAAAACUGACUUCAGGGAAGACCUGAGUGUGUUUGUGGGUUCUGCUUACAGUGGUGACCACAUAGAAGAAAUCCAAGACUUUGUAGCAGAGGGUGGAGGCCUGUUGAUUGGUGGACACGCCUGGUACUGGGCACAGACGCACCAUGGCCAAAACCCAUUAACUGAUUUCUCAGCUAACAAAAUCCUCAACAAAAUGGGGUUGAGCCUGUUGGGGGCCACAAUUUCUGCAGGUGUUUACAAAGCCCCCGUUCCCAGCCAGGCCAUCAAAGAUACCUACCACUUCCGUCACCUUUUACACCGCUUUGCUCAGCAUGUAACUGCUGGUGAAGAACUCGACAAACAUGAGGAGGAACGUCUUAAAAAGCUAGGCAACGACUGCGCCGCCUACUUGAACAUGAAGGCCUAUGACAGCUGCUUCUACAACCAGGUGGUGUCCACACUCACGGACAUCCUGAAGAGGUCAGGGCUGCCACAGGUGAGUGACAGCUGUCCUGUUCAGAGUCCCAAAGACCACCUUCUUCUCAAUGUUGGGGCAGAGGUUUUUAAGGUUUGUCCAGACCCAGAUACCCUCCUGCCCUACCUCAUCACGCAUAACCCGCUGUUACCAGUUGUCUACAACAAAAGAAUCAAGAUUCAUGUUAACACAGCAGGAGGGGAGGAGUGGAUCAGUACAGGUCUCUUCCUCUCUCCUGGUAUGAAGACCUACUUGGCCAUACCUGCAGAGAUGGUCAACAAGGAAUGGCAGAUUCAGAUUGGCUGUCAAACGGAUCAUCUGCACGCAUCAGAGCUGAAGAGACCUCCACGUGUUCAUGAACGAUUUGCUGUUACCUCAGAGAUGAUGCAGGUGUGGAACCUGUGGGGAGGACUACUUUAUCUGGUGGCCCCUUCCAAUACACAAGUGGACGGGGUGGAGGUCAUAGUCCAGAUGGCUGUACCUGCACCCUAUUAUAAAUCAGGUGUGACAACAGCAGCUGAGUGGUCAAUGCUGCGCAGAUCUCCUUCUCCCUGGGCAGAGUUGGAGUUUGACAACAUCAUCCUCACUGUACCAUCAGAGGCGGUGUGGAACCUGGACCGCCCUGAUGAGCUGGCGGCCCACUGGAAUACUAUCAUGAAGGGCAUUGCUGAUCUCGCCGCCAUACCACACAAAUUUCCUCGCAAAGAGCGCUUUGUAGCAGAUGUGCAGAUUUCUCAUGGUUGGAUGCAUGCAGGCUAUCCUGUCAUGGCACACAAAUCCUCAGCAACUGAGCUGGUCAGUGUUGAGCAUGCCAGGAGUCAGGGCAUAUGGGGCCCCAUUCAUGAGCUUGGACACAACCAACAGAGAGGAUGCUGGGAGUUCCCAUCACACACUACAGAGUGUACAUGCAACCUGUGGUCAGUGUACGUGCAUGAGGAGGUGCUGGGGAUCAACAGGGCACAGGCUCAUCCUGCCAUGACUCUGGAAAAUCGAAACAGUCGAGCAAAAGAAUAUGUCCAGGGGGGCAGGAAUCUCAGCAGCUGGGACAUGUGGGUGGCUCUGGAGACAUAUAUGCAGCUCCAGGAAAAGUUUGGCUGGGAUGCCUUCAAGAAGGUGUUUGCUGCUUACCACAAGAUGAGCGAUUUCCCCAAUGACAACCAAGGAAAGAUGAACCUGUAUGCAGAGACCUUCUCCCAGUCUGUGGGGAUGAACCUGACUGGAUUCUUUAAGGCCUGGGGAUGGCCCAUAGAAACAGCCACAGAAGAGAAACUCUCCAGCCUACCUCCCUGGAGUGAUCACCCCAUGGUCCAGUAUGACUGAACAUCUGACUGCAGCAGCUCAGCGAGCACUGACAAAGUUAUGAGCACCAGUGAAAUUCCCAACAUGAGCUGCAUUAUAGAGAAUAAAUUUAACCAGUUAUUGCUCUCUUUUUGCUGUUGCUGCAUCUUGGCCAUAUUUAUUCCAUUAUUUUCCAUAUUAAUUCCAUUAUUUUAAGAGAAACUGAAAGUAUGCAGUAUGUUUAUGUGAAUAGUCCAAACCUUUGGAGAUUAGUUACAAUAUCUUUACUAGAUUGUUUUCUUUAGUUGAACAGUGAAGAUGGAAAUAUUCUGCUGCUUUUAGCUCUCACAUGGAGACACUUGUUUAGUCUUCUGAACAAUAUUUGCAAUACAACUGUGCCUUACACACAGGUAUUCAUGUCCUGUUGUUUCAUAGCAUCAAUAAAAGUUGUUCAUAUGAGGAAAGAAUAAAACGUUAUCAUUAGUUAUGAACUAUGUGUACAUUUGUCAUUAUUGUAGUUUGAAAAAUAACCUGGAAAGCAAUACUGUGUGUCCAAAUCAAGAAAGUGGCCCUUUUUGAAACAGCUCUUUGCUUUGAAGUUGUGUAUUGAGGUUAAUGAUGGAAUUAACUUAUUCUGUAAGGUGAAAUUUAAAAAAAAGAAAAGACAUUAAAAACCUGUUGAUACUA